AUGGCGCCUGUGCUCCCAGAGCCUGAAGUAAAAUUCCUGCCUUUGAGUCUGGUAGGUGGCCACGCAGUGGCAGUUGCAUAUCUUGGUUUUACUGUCGCUCGGAGCCUGUAUAGAUCGUACCAAGACCUGCCACCGUCCCAGAGCACGAGAAAGAGGCUUGGUCGCAGGUCAACCCUUGUACCUGUCUUUACGGGCCUAGCUCUCAUCAGCCUGGCCGUCGCAGGCUACUGGUCAUUCAGCUACACGAAGCUCUCUUACCGCGUCUGGGCUGAUCAACGUGGAGUACAAAUACCGGCCAGGUUCUACGGAGACAGCGGCGUCAUUCCAUUCAGAAGCAAAAAUGCAACUCGGGUCUUCCUAGCUCGCUGGCUGACCGAUACUCCGGUUUACUUGGACGCACUUGAGAUCGUCGCGGAGAAAGCUCGCCGGUUCUGGUGGGGACAGCAGAUUGAGCUUGCAACAGUUUCCUGGAGCUUACUGUUGGCGGUUGAAGGACGAAGGAGGCGCAUACCACAUCUAUGGGCCUACCUCGCGUUAGCCCAUUUAGUCAAUUUGUCGUUCGCUCAAAACUUAUUUUAUCUGGCGCUCCUUCUUACUCCAACUCCGGCUCGGACUAAAAACGCGGGGGGGCAAGCCUGGAUAUUCGGACGCCUUCACGAUAGAGUCUUCCCGCCCAAGCCUGCUGGCUGGUUCCCCCAUCCGGCGCUUUUUCUUGCUUCAUUCUGCUUUACGCAUGUCUUGAUAUACUGGGCUCCUUCGACAGCAGGAAUGGCAAACUUUGCGAGUGUGGCCAUCUUUGAGCGAAUUUUGACGUUCGCACCUCUAAUUGUUCCUGUGGUCGUUCCUGUCAGCUGGGGAGCUGUAUUCUCUGAUUACCACGAAACAUAUGGGGUUGUUAUCGAUUUGUUCAGAUUUCUAUCCACGGCAAGCUUUGUAUUCCAUGUCAAAGGAACUGCCCUGGGGCUGUCAUACAACGCACCAGAUGCUCACUAUCAUCGCCACAGUCGAUUUUUCCCCUUUGAUAAGGAGUCGCGGUCGACAUGGGAGCGCACUACAACGGCUCUCGGAAAGGUCUUGGGAUCAGCAUCCGACCACCCUGUCGUAGCAGCAGUGGCAUCAGACGUUUUGCUGAGUGGUGUCAGCCAGGGGCUAUGGGCCGCAACACGUGUGCUCGAUGUGAACGACAUUCUCGCCUCCUCAACUCCGCUCGUCCAGAAAAGGCCCUUUAAAGCACAGCCAUCAGCCGAACUGCCGGCAGGCAACGGCAGCUCAACGCCGGAAGCGGAAGCAGAACCAGAUAGCUAUGACGGCUCGGCCUCCACACAACGCCAAGGCCUCUCAGCGAAAGCGAAGUCUGACGGGGCGAAUAUCCCAGAAGCGUUUGCCCUUAAAGAGCCUCGCAAAGCUCGGAGUCGAAAAGCCACAGCAGAAUUUGGCAAGACACUAGAGAUUGCAUAUAAUCCAAGCCCCGUUGAAAGCUUCUACGGUGUUGAAGGGGAUAGACUGCCUGAUACAGAUUUAGAUUGGGAGUCCGCAGCUCUGGUCUGGGGACUUGCAGCUCUUGGUGGUCUUGGCUCCAGCAGCGCCAGUAUUUUUGGAGCUGAAUGCAUAUCUCGCUGA
Messenger RNA from Colletotrichum truncatum, 1620 nucleotides. RefSeq lists its product as uncharacterized. Lineage: Eukaryota; Fungi; Ascomycota; Sordariomycetes; Glomerellales; Glomerellaceae. The record is from RefSeq and is a predicted model, not a curated record.